GCGAGCGGGGCCGAGCGGGCGGGGGGCGGCGGGCAGUGCGAGCGGGGCGGCUGCCGCAGCCCCCCGUGUUCCGGCCUGGCCAUGGAUUUCCACAACAUUCUCGUGAUGGCCUCGGAGCAGCAGGGGCUGAACGCGGUGCCGAAAAGGUACAGUUUGGCUGUUGGUCCUCCCAAAAAAGUUCCCAAAGUCAAAGGUGUAGAGUCUGCAGCAGUGCAAGCUUUUCUCAGGCGGCAAGAAGAAGAAAAGAGAAAAAAAGCACUGGAAGAAAGAAGGAAGAAAGAGCAGCUCUUGGCGAGGCGUAUUGAACUGAAACAUGACAGAAAGGCAAGAGCUAUGGCCUCACGAACCAAGGAUAAUUUUUAUGGUUAUAAUGGUGUUCCUGUUGAAGAGAAGUCUAAAAAGAGGAGGGCUUGUGAGAAUGUUGCUCAGGCCCCAGAGGCUGAGUAUGCAACAGAAGAUGAAACUGAGCAACUUGAAUACAGUCAGACAGAAUCUGAGCAUGAGCAAGAAGAAUACGAAGAGAAACCAUCCAAAGCUGCAGUGAAACCAAAGGCACCUCCCAAAAGUGCACCUGCACCUCUGAACUUUGCAGAGCUCUUGAGGCUUGCUGAAAAGAAACAAUAUGAACCAGUGGAAAUAAAACGAGUGAAAAAAGUUGAAGAGAGGCCCAGAACAGCAGAGGAAUUGAGAGAGAAGGAGUUUUUGGGACGCAAAAACAAAAAAGUAGAAAUGCAUAAGAAAAGUGAGAAAGAGAUUAAGCCUACAGGGAUAUCUAGUUCUUCAAAAAAACUGUCUUCUCAAAAAGCAUCUGUAAACACAAAACUUAAUAAAAGCUCCGUAGAAAAACAUUCCACAUCUAAAAGCAGUUUGUCUCUUUCUAUGGGUAGUAUUGAUAAGAAAUCCAAAGCACCAGCAUUGACUGAAAAACAUCCACGGUCAUCAUCAUCUUCCAGACUUGAUCAAAUGGAAAAAACCUCACAAAAUGGUUCCUUAAAAAGCUCUACUGGUAGCAGUCAUAAUAAAUUACCUGUCAAUGGUAUUAGAAAGUCUGGCUCAAGCUCUCAGGUGCCACCCUCAAAACCCACGGCCAACGGGGCUCAGAGAAUGCCAUCUGUGAAAGAAUCCAGCCUGAAAAAGCCUGCCCAUGAAAAACCAGGAAAAGCUGCAGCUCUUCAACCUGGAAUCAACUCCAAUGCAAAGCGAUCGGGCAGCAGCUUAGGAAAAGGAGGACCUGGACAUCCCGGUGGCGGUUCAGGUGCAGGACCGGGACGAUCAAGCAGCAAUUGUGGCGUGGGACCAGGAAGGCCAGGAAGUGCUUUAAGCUCAGGACCCGGGCGACUGGGCAGCAGCUCAGCCACGGGACCUGGGAGGCCUGGCAGCAGCUCAAGCACAGGACCUGGGCGACCGGGAGGUGGCUCAGGCGUGGGACCGGGAAGGCCGACGGGCGGCUCGAGCACGGGAGCUGGGCGCCCGGGCAGCAGCUCAGGCGUGGGACUGAAGCGCCCGGGCGGCAGCUUGGCCACUGGGCCGGGGAGGCCGGGCAGCAGCACAAACGUAGCACCGGGGCGAGCGGGCAGCAGCCUGGGAACAGGACCAGGAAGGCCAGCAAUCAGUCCAAGCACAGGAGCCAGGCAGCCAGGCAGCAGCUUGGGCACUGGCCCAGGGAGGCCAGGCAGCAGCACGAGCGCAGCAGCUGUGCGACCAGGCGGCGGCCCGGGCACAGCUGGGAAACCCAAGUGUACUGUCGUGUCAGAAACCAUUUCUUCUAAAAACCUCGUCACGAGACCUAGCAAUGGACAGAUGAAUGGAAUGAGACCUUUUCCAGGGCAUAGACCUGUGCUGCAUCCACAAGGUCUUGGAAGACCACCUAUUAGUUACAAGAGACAAAUAGAUGAUGAUGAUGAUGAUGAAUAUGACUCUGAAAUGGAUGAUUUCAUUGAAGAUGAAGGGGAAUCUCAAGAAGAAAUAUCAAAACAUAUUCGGGAAAUAUUUGGCUAUGACCGGAAAAGGUACAAAGAUGAAAGUGAUUAUGCCUUACGUUAUAUGGAGAGCAGCUGGAGAGAGCAACAGAAAGAAGAAGCUAGGAGCUUGAGACUCGGUGUCCAGGAAGACUUGGAAGAGCUGAGACGGGAAGAAGAAGAGCUGAAACGCAAGAGACAGUCCAAGAAGCUGAGGACGCGCUAAGUGACUCACGGUGUUGGCUUUGUUCGUGUUUCUGCUCCCCUCUGCCUCCAUACAUCUCUUAUUCUAUUUCAGUUCCCAUUUGCUUGUUAGCGGGCAAAAGAAUAUUUAAAGGGAUUAAAGUACUGAAAAGCAAGGCUUUAGCUUGACUUAAAUAAGAUAUUUAUUUUUAAUACUUGCCAGGGUUGUUUUUUAAUGAAGAAAUUAAUGCACUAAUGCAUAUUAAAUGGAAUAAAAUUAAUAGAUGUUUCCAUUGAUUAAACCAGUUCAAGAUGCCAGCAGAAAUAUUGACUAGCUAUGCACUGACUUGGAACUGUGUGGGCCACGUACCAGUAAACCAAUUUUGCAUUCACUUGAAAGAAAGGAAUAGCAUUCUUGUUCCCUGAUAUUUCUUGAGACUUGGAGAGAUUGCUCUGUAUCCUGCCCCAUCUCCCAACCUGAGCCUCAAAGUGUUAAAAUGUCAUCUUCUGCACAGCAGUAGCUUGGGUGUAAAUUCAACCACAGCCCACAGGUGUUUAAGGCAAUAAAGUGCUGCAGAUCUUUAGAUUUGAGGACCCAUAAAAAUAA
This is a messenger RNA of Zonotrichia leucophrys gambelii, 2748 nucleotides long. It is a transcript of the gene SPTY2D1, whose product is annotated as SPT2 chromatin protein domain containing 1. Bases 82 to 2184 code for a protein of 700 amino acids. Gene Ontology annotation, cellular component: nucleolus. Gene Ontology annotation, biological process: nucleosome assembly; transcription by RNA polymerase I. The transcript has 6 exons. NCBI's taxonomy places the organism in Eukaryota, Metazoa, Chordata, Aves, Passeriformes, Passerellidae. The record is from RefSeq and is a predicted model, not a curated record. Gene Ontology annotation, molecular function: DNA binding; histone binding.